AUGCCCAACUGGGCAGCCCCGUUGUUCGAGAGAGUCGCCCACGCCCUCAAGCACUAUGCUGCUCAGGUUCAAGAAGGCGAUCCCAUUUACGUAACACUUGCCCUCUUUGUCGCCUUCUUCGCAGUGGUCGGAGUCUCGUACCUUCAAUAUCGCCAACCAACUGCAGCCGUCCACAAGCGCGCAGGGGGGAAGAGCCGCUCUCGCAAGAAGAAGCCGGCGUCGGGGUCAGAUGGCGUGCUCUCUGCCUCGGGUGAAGACGCGGACGCUCGAGGCGAGGGCGCUUCGCUGACGCCGGACGGCAAGCUGAAGCGCCGAACAAACCAAGGGAUGGCAGAAGGAGAGACUUCUCGAGGCGAUGGCGAAGAACGUGGAACGGGCUCGCGCGCGGCGAAUGAGCCGGUGGACUCGCGAGACGGAGAGGGUGCCGGCGAAGGCGAGUGGCAAGUCGUCACCAACAAGAGAAAGAAGAAGCAAAAGUGA
Neospora caninum is the source of this 480-nucleotide messenger RNA. RefSeq lists its product as hypothetical. Lineage: Eukaryota; Apicomplexa; Conoidasida; Eucoccidiorida; Sarcocystidae. The transcript has 3 exons. The coding region runs from base 1 to 480 and encodes 159 amino acids. The record is from RefSeq and is a predicted model, not a curated record.